AUGAUCAAGUACGGGGUGGACCUUAAUAUAGAAGAGGGAGCAGAAGAAGUCACGAACGAGGAAUUGAAGCAGAACAUAGAGAAAUUCUUCAAGAAUGCAGAGGCUCUAAAGAAAGAAGCAGAUGAAGCUCUGGAAGCGUUCGAUUUGAUUGCAAAAGACGGCUUUGAGGGAAGAAGAGGUGCGGAACUAGCAAGAAUUUACAAAAAACUAUGUGCCGUGCCUCAAAAGGUGAGUUGCGUUGAGAUGGUUAGUCAAUUUUUCGAUUAG
Molecule: messenger RNA, 267 nt
Organism: Cooperia oncophora
Lineage: Eukaryota; Metazoa; Nematoda; Chromadorea; Rhabditida; Trichostrongylidae
Source: the annotation of a GenBank genome assembly